AGCAAAUUCGUCUACCUCUCUAAGCGGCUAGUGAUUGGCUGAAAUUGUGAGAGAGCUCAACGAAGCUCUCUGCAGGCGUUGAUUUGGAGAGCUGAGAAAUUCCCCACCCCCCUGGGUGCACAGCUCAGCUGGGGAUAGCUUUCCUAUAGCUCGGUUCUAGCGCUGUCUAGACUCCACAAAUCGCUGUUUUUGGCGCCAACUGCCAUGUGAUAUGAUCUCCACUUGCGAUUUUGACGCGAGGUUUAGGACGAGAGGAGGGUUUUUGUAAGCGCUAUGCGGUGCCUGCUUUGGAAUCAAUUGAAUGUGAAUGUUAGGUCCCCCUAUGGAGGCUUUUGACAUUGUUUGUGUGUGACAACCAGGCGAAGAAGACAACUCGGUAACUACUGUUCCCGACCCAAUAAUGUAUUCAAAACCUUUUUGCAGUCAAUCAAAGGGGAUUCCUCAACCCCGCCUAUCACAAUUAGCUGAAGGAAGAGAGUGCAUAAUUGUCCUCCAACAACUGCAGCUGCAGCCCCGCUUCUCCUGGUCCCUGGAUGCCUGGUGAUCGCUGUCAAUCGCCUAACCCGCAUAGGGGAUCGCCCCAGGCCUAUCAUCCCAUCUAACACACUAUAAGAUGCUAAGACGGGCCUAAUGCAUCUCAUGGGGCCACAUGCAAGAUUAAAUCAUUGCUCUUUUGGGAUGUGAGAGCCCCCGACUGUGAACCAGUAACUGACGCCCUUGCUUUGGGGUGAAGAAGGGGAAGGGAGAGGUUCGUGUUUUUGGUUUUCUCUGUGCGUGCGGCACCAGGCGGGAGUUCAAUAUGUUUAAUAUAGCUGGUUCAUGGGCGUUGGGAAGGGCGCACUAUUGUUUCUUGGACAAUCUCUUCCCUUGUAUUGGAUUUCUUAUUUAACUUUUAUGCAGUGCCCAUUUCUUCAGUCAUCCCUCCACUAUCCGACUGCUCUGCUCUCUGAAGAAGCGUAGCAAAAAGUAUGAAAUAGGCUGCAACAUACUACUUCAAGGCUCCAUGCCCUCUUUGCCGAUUGUCGACUUUGAGAAAAAGGAACCCAAUUUUAUUUACUACUUAUUAUUACUGUUAGGGGUAUUGUGUUUCAUGCAAAGUUCGAGCCCCAGGAACCCCGAAAACCCUAGACUCCAGACCCUACCUCGGCUGUAUGCACUGGAUUUAUCAAUUCCUUGCUAACUCCAUGGAUAGAUCAGAAAUUCCGAGACAUCAGAGUUCUUUUGGCCGACGGGAAUUUGCUUCCGCUGGCCCUUUAGAGAUAAAUAACAGUUUGCCCAAAAGGAGGAGGUCAAAUAUAUCAAAUCAGAGUUGGGCGAGCGUUUCGAUUCAGUAAUUGUGGGGUAUUCGCUUCAAGGCCGUGUGCCCGUCGCUUUGUGAACACACCCUGCGAUUUCGACCAUUUGUCUUUAUUUCAAUCGGCCAGUAUGGAAAUUACAUUUAUCUCAAUUCUCGAUCUGACGCCGGCUGCUUGUAUAAAAUAUACCUCUGGUUCCAUUGAGGAUAUACUCGGCUACGACUCCAAUGAAGUGGUUAAUAAAUCCCUAUGGGAUUUCCUCCAUCCGGAUGAGCUCUCGUUCGCAAGGCAGAUCCAUUCCCAGAGUGUCAGUCACGACAUGGCCGCUGGGUUGAGUUAUUUCCAGAUCAAGCAUCAGCUUGGUUACUGGGUUGGGGUUGAAUGCGUGUUUAACGUGGUUUAUGAUGUUUUAGUAGCAAGUACUAGCAUCUACAAGAGGGGAUCAAGGAGUCAUCAAAAGAGGGCAACCGACGCUCCAGUUGUCAGGCGGUUAUUCUCCCAAUCACAGUUCGAUCCACGAUAUAAUAUGCUUGCAUACAUUUCGAGCAAAUUUUCACGAGUCCCGCGGAGCCCGUCUCAUGAACCGCGCGCGGCCUUAUUCCUAAACCGAUUUACCAGAUCUUCAAACAUUAUCUACGCGACAAGAGGUGUAGCCAAUGUCCUUGGAUUGAGACCCGCGGAUCUCGUUUCCAAGAGUUUUUACUAUUGCAUAGAGGAAUGUUGUUUGCAUGGGGCGGUUAGAUGUAUUGAAAGUGCGAAGUCGAAUGAUACGGUUGCGUAUCUCCGGUUCUGCUUUCGAAAUCCAUUGCAAGAUGACAAUGGCACGGGAGACCGCACCGGCUAUGGAAGCGAAUGCCAAGACCAAGACGAGGAGGAGGAUGACGAUGAAAUGCAGUAUGAAGAUUGCCUGGACUCACAAAAUCCCUUGGAUAAAUGCAAUAUCACAACGAACACCGACUUAUCACGGUCAAGGACCAACAUCCAACCGCGCACCACCACCACCACCAACAAUAACGGGCAACGAAUAGAAGUUGAAGCAGUAGUAUCCUGUUCCUCCGACGGCCUGGUAGUUAUACUGCGGCGCGCACUUGCACCUAUUCCACCGCCUUUUGAAAAACCCGGCUACCCAGUCCACGCAAAAAUUGCCUCUUCGCAUCUCCUUGGGCCACUGAUUCUACAGUCUCAGCGCUACAGUGCAACCCCGGCGGCCAGCAACCAUUGCCAAUACCACGCUCCCCCACUGGGUCUGAAAAGGGGGAGCUGAUGGAUACCAUCCGUGACGUCGCGGUCCUUGCUUGGGCAGUCGUGGGGACGAAUAACUCCCUUAAGUUAUACGGAAAAGGAACUCCUACAGGUGAAUCGCAGCCACCGGAUGGGUCUUCUGCGUGUUUAGAUUCAUCGUCAGAGGAGGAUUGAGCUGGAAGGGAGGACAUUACGUGAUGAUCAAUAAAAUCAAACCGAAUACUAGAUGUGAAAUGAGGCGCAUGACUGACCAUUGGAAUUCCUCGGCCUAUAUCUGGAGAUCGCCUCCACGUUGCUGAAGAAUGAGAAGGUCGAAUUGAACAUCUCCCCUUCUCGAUAGCCGAUGACCGUCCCUGAAGGUUAAAAUCCCAUUUUUCACGAAAGAUCCAAGGCUCAAGGACGCCUUGAGAGAAUGAUUACGGUGGGUUUAACGAGCAAAUUGGGAAUCUGAGCAUUGUAGUACAAUGCUUUUCAGCUUUCACUAGCCAAACGCCGCCCUGAUUUGAUAACAUCUGUGAUGCAAAAUAUUCCCAAGAUUCCGCAGCGAACCCCUCUCCGAUUUACAUGUUAUCGUGAGGUAGGCCAUACUCCAGCCGCGUGUUGAACUCGGUUGCUUGCCUUCUUUUCUUUUCCUUUUCUUGGAUUAGGUGUUCGGAGCCCCGUUUAUGUGGUUGGGUAUGUAGGUGCGACAUUUUUUGGGCCUCUUCAGUUUCUCUCUUCUCACUCCUCUCGAAGCAUUCAUAUAUAGUACAGCGCAUAUCUAUAAUUUCGGCAUAUAUAUGUACACGUACUUCACCAUUGACUUUUUUCCAGCCAACGCACGGUUCUUUGUUUCUUUUGGAUAAGACGCCCUAUACCAAUAUCGCAGAGUAAAUGAGCACCUGGAUGGAUACUUAGGUAGUAGGCUGCACGUAAUAAACUAUGAUAUUUCUCGGGAAAAAAAGGGCCUAUAAAUCGAUCCCCUUAGGUCAACUUGAGGCUAACUUGAGGCCAACUUCAGGCCAUUAUUGACAUGUGUGAGAAGCGUAGAACACAUCAACAUGAGUAUCCAUCCCAGUAAAAGGAAUCGAAUAG
Molecule: messenger RNA, 3611 nt
Organism: Blastomyces gilchristii SLH14081
Lineage: Eukaryota; Fungi; Ascomycota; Eurotiomycetes; Onygenales; Ajellomycetaceae
Exons: 4
Coding region: 1426-2559 (377 amino acids)
Molecular function (GO): protein binding
Source: RefSeq, a predicted model, not a curated record